Daphnia pulex (common water flea) is the source of this 1061-nucleotide messenger RNA. RefSeq lists its product as uncharacterized. The transcript is spliced from 7 exons. NCBI's taxonomy places the organism in Eukaryota, Metazoa, Arthropoda, Branchiopoda, Diplostraca, Daphniidae. The coding region runs from base 181 to 1005 and encodes 274 amino acids. The record is from RefSeq and is a predicted model, not a curated record.
GUGCAGUGCGGGAGUACUCAUCUUUUCCCUUGUUUUAUCUCUCAAUAACUGGGCAGCAAACGCCGAAUCAAACCGUUGCACGCGCGGAUAGGAAAUAUAUAAACAAGACACUUGGCAAACUGCGCAGACGGCGAACCCAACUGAUUGUGAACGCGACGUAGUGUGUAACCCAACAAGAUUAUGGAAGCUGUAGAGGAUGAAGUCGAAAGUGGAAGUGAGGAAGAGGUCGAUAGUGGAAGUGCGGAAGAAGUCGAAAGUGGAAGUGCAGAAGAAGAAGAAGAAGAGGAGGAGGAUGAAGAAGAAGAAGCCGUAACAAAUCCGGCGGUGGAGCAGCUUCAAUCAGAAGUAAAAGAAUUGCGUAGGCAGCUGGACGAGAUCGAGCGCGAAAAGAAAACGGUAAUGAAAAGGACACACGACCUGGAAGACCGUCAAGUGAAGAACUGGAAAUUGAUUCAGGAGGCGACCAAAUUCUCCGGGGUGUCGGUGGAUAAAUUGAGCGAUAAUUCGUGCACGUUCUAUUUCCAUCCCAUGUACAAGUCCGCGUAUUAUGACGCGUACGCCAUGACGGUGAAAUUUACCAAGAAAGGUUAUGAAAUCGGCAAAUGUUAUCUACCGGAAUCGAUAGACGAGCUCGAUUUGGAUCACACGAAGCCUCUGGAGAAACUCGUUUGGGACAUAUCCAAGCUGGUCGAUUGUUUCACCAAUCGGCAGCAGCAAAUCGUUGAGCUCGAGGAAUUAUUUGGAAAGAAUUCCGAUCGAUCGGUCAAUGCUAGUUGCGAUACAUUGAAAGUGAUGGUUCAAGUCAAAGCCUCGGACGAGUCUGACAAAAAUUUCAACGUUAGUAUCUCGCUCAACUACAAGUCAGAUGAAAUCCUGCCGUACAAUGUCGAUUUGGAAUUCGAAAAAACACAAGAUUUUUCGGACGAGACCAUGGCCGAUUUCGAACUUCACUGCAAUCCGUUUUUCAAACUUCCGCUGCUCAAGGCCUUCCAAGCAGCUUUUUAAAUUCAAAAUUGUCGUGUUGUUUAAUAGAUGUCGCUGGAAGAGAGCGACGGAAUUUU